AUGAUUAAUACGAGCAUAACAACAAUCAAAGAUUUUGUAAUACUUGGAUUCCCAGGACUUGACCCUGCGUAUUAUGGACCUGUAUCUACUCUUCUUUUCCUCACCUACUUGGCUAUUCUUGUUGGAAACAUUUUUAUUUUAGUUUUUGUUGGGGUUGAGAAGCAUCUUUAUAAGCCAACAUAUCUGAUCUUCUGUCAUCUGGCAAUGAAUGAUUUGUUAUUUGGGACAGUGACAUUACCAAGAAUGAUAUCCAGAUAUUGGUGGGAUGACAAGAUCAUACCUUUUGGUGCCUGCUUCACUCAGAUGUAUUUUGUUCAUUCCUUGGGAGCGAUUCAUUCUCUCCUGCUGCUGAUUAUGGCUGUUGAUCGUUUCAUUGCAGUUUGUUUUCCUUUAAAAUAUCCUGUUCUAAUUACAAACAACAUUAUUUCCAUAGCUUGCUGGGUGUCAUGGAUUGGGACAUUUCUCAGGAUGAUAGGACUUGUGCUUCAUGCCCUAACCUUGCCUUACUGUAACUCUAACAUCAUCGUGCAGUGUUAUUGUGACAACCCUUCAAUUACAAACCUGGCAUGUGGUGGAGAUGUAACAUCUGUAAAGACUGUUGCGGUUGGUUUUGCAAUGUUUAGUCUCUUGCUUCCACUUUCAUUCAUAAUUUUUUCCUAUAUUCUCAUCUUUGUCAUUGUUUCAAAAAUGCAAAACACUGAGGGACGAUACAAAACCUUAUCAACUUGUACACCGCAGUUAUUCAUUUCUUGUCUGUAUUACCUGCCAAGGUGUUUUGUUUAUUUAGCUCACGCUACAGGGUUCUCUUUCAGCAUGGACAUCCGCAUUUUAUUGAUACUGUUGUACAGUCUUCUUCCUUGUGCGGUAAAUCCAAUCAUAUAUUGCUUUAAAACCAAAGAUAUCAAAGAUAUUUUAAUGAAGAGAUUAAGAAAUAUUAGAGUUGGAAUCAAGUAA
This is a messenger RNA of Epinephelus fuscoguttatus (brown-marbled grouper), 954 nucleotides long. RefSeq names its product olfactory receptor 52E8-like. Lineage: Eukaryota; Metazoa; Chordata; Actinopteri; Perciformes; Serranidae. The transcript has a single exon. Gene Ontology annotation, molecular function: G protein-coupled receptor activity; olfactory receptor activity. The record is from RefSeq and is a predicted model, not a curated record. Gene Ontology annotation, cellular component: membrane. Gene Ontology annotation, biological process: G protein-coupled receptor signaling pathway. The coding region runs from base 1 to 954 and encodes 317 amino acids.